AUGGCAAAUCCUGUGCGCCUCCUGAUCUUGUUGAGUGACGACAGUACAGAGAGGAUGGAUCUACCAUUGGUUCCAAACAGCGUUGAAGAGCUUAUUGAACAGAUCAAAGAAGCGUGGCAACUUACUGGAGACAUCAGGCUGCAAUACAAAGAUGUGGACUUCGGAACAUUUGUUAACUUGAGAUCAACCUCCUCAAUCAAGGAUCUUACCACCAUCAAGAGGUGA
Messenger RNA from Menidia menidia (Atlantic silverside), 225 nucleotides. Lineage: Eukaryota; Metazoa; Chordata; Actinopteri; Atheriniformes; Atherinopsidae. The record is from the annotation of a GenBank genome assembly.